CUUGGCAUGGUAGUAGCCAUAUACAAUGUUAACUACUGCAGUCGUGCGUUUGGCUUUAUUAAGUCGUACAUUUCCUAACAGUUUGAUUAAAAACAUGCUGUUCUUUUUUAUUACCAUUAUUGUAUGUUACAGUGACCUGGAUUGGGAUGACGAAAAAUAUUUUCCAGAUGGAAAAGAAGAUGAAGACGACGAAGAAGAUGACGAUGACGAUGACAAUGACAAUGAUGACGAAGGAGAUGAAAGAGAGAAUAACAAUCCUUUGAGUAAUCCACUAAAGAAGUCAUCAGAUCCAUUUAUUCGAUUUCGGAAAAUCUUCCGCCGCUUCCGUCGCCGACGUCGAUCCCGUCGUGGAGGCUUUCGGUUUCGAGGGUUCUUUGGACGCCGUCGAGGUGGACGCUGAUAAAUCUGCAGCACCGCUUUCUUAAAACGUAACGUAAGGACAUUUCCGUUUCUUAGUUUAAUCAUGGUUAAAGGGGGAAGCUGGUUGAUAGGAAAUCUUAGUAGGUAAAAGCACAAAAAGUUUCUCCUUUUUCGAAAUCUGAAACAAUCUGGAUCCAUGAUUAAAAGUAUUUUGUUACUGGUUU
Molecule: messenger RNA, 584 nt
Organism: Orbicella faveolata
Lineage: Eukaryota; Metazoa; Cnidaria; Anthozoa; Scleractinia; Merulinidae
Source: RefSeq, a predicted model, not a curated record